Oncorhynchus tshawytscha (Chinook salmon) is the source of this 5055-nucleotide messenger RNA. Its product is annotated as zinc finger protein 518A-like. Gene Ontology annotation, cellular component: nucleus. Gene Ontology annotation, molecular function: RNA polymerase II transcription regulatory region sequence-specific DNA binding; DNA-binding transcription factor activity, RNA polymerase II-specific. The coding region runs from base 146 to 4531 and encodes 1461 amino acids. The transcript has 2 exons. The record is from RefSeq and is a predicted model, not a curated record. Gene Ontology annotation, biological process: regulation of transcription by RNA polymerase II. Lineage: Eukaryota; Metazoa; Chordata; Actinopteri; Salmoniformes; Salmonidae.
UCUAGCAGGUAAUCCAUAUUCAUCCGCUUUAGAUGCCUCACCAACCUCAGUCAAUCAGCAACGGAGUACCCGGAUGGAACUGUCAUGGCCGCCAUCGCUGAACUGCAAGGCUAAAGAGAAAAGGAAGGAGCCUCUAUAUUGAAGCAUGGAAGAGGACCUGAAAACACUGGAUGAUCCUGCUGAAAGCCAUGACGACAUGGAGGCUGAGGAAGAAAAGGAAUUGGCAAAGGACCACACCGGCCAGAAGUUUGAUCAAUUUCCUGGGUUGCCAUAUAGUGACCAAUGUGACCCUGAUGAAACAUCUGUUGAAGAGUCAGGUAGUCGCAAGACAGCCAGAAAAGCAUCUAAGUCACCAUGUAAAAUACAGCAAGGUGCAGUCUUCUCUGGGAAAAUACUUAGCUUUGGGUGUUCAGAGUGUAAGGGUGAUGCUACCUACAGCCCCAAUGAUCUCCUUAAACAUUUUCAGGGAGCCCACAAGGGGACCCUGCCGACGUAUCCGUGUGACUUGUGUGGCUUUGUUACAAAUGAGUUCCCUGCACUUCAGCGCCAUCGGAUCGGGCACAGGAACACUUUAGUCACAUGCGAAAUCUGUAAUGAUGAUGUACAGUACUCUCUCCUCCUGCUCACUAGACACUAUAUCAUGUCUCACAGCCAAAAUGGACACUUUCACUGCGAAAAAUGUGAGUUUUCAACAGUUGACGCAGGGACAUUUGUUCAGCACAUCCAUCAUCACAAUGAGAGCCGGCUCAAAUGUGUGAAAUGUCAACAUGUGAGCUCUAGCCAAGGUGAGCACCAGAGGCACCUAAAACUCCACUCGGGUACCUUCCCCUUCACGUGUCAGGUCUGUGGAUAUGGGGCAGCACGGAGAGAAUACCUCACAAAGCACAUGGUAACUGUCCAUGGUGAGGAAGCAGGCAAGAAAAAUAAAUGGAGAGCAAUGGAGGACCGCAACAAUACCCUGGCAAACUCCUCUUCAGGAUUAAAACUCCUGCUGAAGAAAAGCCCAGCUGCAGGUGGUCAAUCUAAGGAAUCCCAGUGGAUGUCCAAACUGAAUUCUCUUCCUGGAGUAGGUUUACUUGACCAAAAUGGAAGGUUGUUGAACCCAGAGAAAACAUUGGAGGAAACCCAACAGUUCCUUGAAAGGGCUGUGGGUGUGAAACAGGACUGUAAGAAGCGGGUCAAAGGGACUCUUAAAAAUGAGCAACAAUUUGACUCCCAGGCUGUAUCAUCGAUACCACCACCUAAGUCCCCGGAAAGUGAUGACAGUUAUGGGGCUGACACCCUAAACCCGAACUCCAAUGGACUAACUGUUCUCAUGGUCAAAAAUAAAAUCUCUAUUCCACCUAACUGUACUACAAAAGUAAUGGGGUUCAAAAUGGUUGACGGCAAAAAGCAUUUAGUUCUCAAAGUUAUACCAACAGCAAAGCCUGAGUCCUCUGCAGAAAAUAGAAUGUUAUGUAGAGCGCAAGAGAGAGGCUGCCCAAUUAUAGACGCUACCUCCGAUGGAAAUCAAUGCUCAGAUUCGGCUGAAAAUUGGGAAAAUUCAAGUACUAGCUUCCCUUACCUGACAGUUCUAAGCCCCUCAGGGACUGAUCGAGAUGCUGCAAUUUCAGUUCAAGUGAAACCAGAGGAAGAGGACAUUAGCAUUGAGGAGAUGUUGCCCAUACUGGAGAAACUACCACAGAAAAUAGCACAGAAAGCAAAACACACAGAGCAGCAGAGGAAUGGUGAACAACAUAAGUUUAAGGAUGAACAGAUUCCUUCCUUGGCAGUUUCUCCAAUGACCAAAGAGUCAGAUCACUCCACGAUUCAGAACGGUAAACUGAAUAACAAUACAUCAUCAAUUGCUAAUCAGUCGAAUGAUUCUGAGUUGGGAGACAAAAUGCCUGCUUAUUCAAGCCCUAAUGUGACUGCUGUGGAGGUCGUUCCAGCCAAAAUGCUCACAGAUAAGACCAUGCCCUCUGAAUCAGCUUAUGAGACCAUGCUUCCCGAACCAGUCUCUGAAGAAACUAUCAGCAUGCUUAGAGUUGGUGACCUGAAUACAGCUACAGCUGAUAAGAUCAGUGACCCCAUCACUGAAAAUUCCCCUAUGCCCAAUGGAGAGACGUUAGCCUCCAAUGACAAACCUAAGAAGACUGCCCCAGGACCCAUGACUGGUGACAUCCUACCUUCUGAUGAUACUGUUGAAAAUAAUCAUUCGAUUAUCAAGGAGAUGGUUCCUUCUGAUUUUACUGCCAAUAAGAUUAAUUCCUGUGUAGCGACUAAGACUAAAACUGAAACUUUAUCUCCAGAUCUGAUGCCCCAACUGGAGUCACACCCAGCUGAAUCAGACAACUCCAAAGAGACUGAUGCUAAUGCUGAAUAUCUUAAUUCUCCCAACCAAGAGGUGUUCAGUUUUCAUAAUUACUCAAAGGAAACAUCAAGCAUGUCCUCCAACUCAACACAACCUUGUGAACAUCCAUCAGAGCUUUCGACAGAGGUUGAAAGUGUUUGGAUGAAAGAGUCACCUGAAUGGAGCUUGACAUUGGCUGCAUCUCCACAACCUCCAGAUGAGGGGAAUGGGGAAGUGGAGUCUGCAGAAGAGACUGAGACUGCAAUGGAAAGAGUGUCAGAUGGUGACAUUGAGGUUGAUGAGUGCAUAGCUACUGUAGAUCUGGCCACCCCAGUGGCAGCUGAGAUAGAUAAUCAUGGACACUCUGGGUCUAAACACCAAGUCCAAACUACAGUAAAAAUGGAAGAGGAGAGUGUUCCUGUGUCAGAAAGGGCAACAGCGAGCAUAAAUAGUUUGGCCGUCUUGGGUCGCAUACUGGAGGAGCAUUCAGAUGCUAUCAUUAACCACCAGCUUGAGAAAGAUAGAAUAGGCUGCUCAGCUGCUAGCCAUGAUUCUGUUAAGCCACCUAAGACUAUGCUAAGGAUCCUUAAAACUGCAGAGGGAAAGCAACAGAUGUUCUUACAGACUGCAGAGAACCAGUUUGCUGUACCUGUGCAGCUCCAAGGCAACACAGGGUUCAAGCUGAUAACCAAAUGCUCUGCUCCUCAGAUCAAUGUGUCCUAUGUUAAGCCAGGAAUUGAAAUACAGAAUCACACCACAGGGUUGGCACUCACCCUCAAUGGUGGAAGGUUCAGCAUUCUAGGACAUACUUUAGGUGCUAGUGAAAAAGGUGCAAUGCCGUUAUCUGCUAUUCAGCCUGGAGCCAGUACUAGUGCAAGCCACUACCUAGUCAACAGCGCAGAUUUUAAGGGAAAUAUGCUGUUGUCAGACACAGCACAUAGUUCUCCUGGAGAAAAUACCAUAAAGUCACUGCAGACUUGUUACUUAGUACAGAGACCAGUCCCUGUAACCCAGCCCCCCCACAAUGCAGGUAGCAAAUUAGCAAGCUCAAUGUCUCAAUCUCCACUCUUGUCCCGUCCAGUUUUGGCAAUGUCUGCGAACUCGGUGAACAAAUUAACUGCAUUGCACACUGGGCGACAAGCCUUCUUGGUUAGAUAUAUCUCUCCAGCUAAGUCAGGGAUGCUUCUGAAUAGUCUUGAUGGGAAGUCUGUGAACCAGAAAGGUCAACCUAAUGAAAACCGAGGAAAUAAAGUUGUUUAUAAGAUAGUCAGAACUGCCAAUGGUAGCACAUUUCUUGCUGGUGCUGCACACUCUGCCAACAAGCCCAUUUAUCUGGCCACAAAUUCCACACAGAUGCCCUGUUUUCUGAUGUCAUCAAAUAAUGUCUCUACUGGAGGGCAAAAACUGGUACCCAUACAAAAUACCUCCCACAAACCUGUCACAGCCUCCAAGCUCUCAAAUCUUCUGUCCCCCCAAUCCAACAUGCAAGGUAGGGUCAGGCAGCAAGUGGGCAUAGAUAGUCUGAAUAAAUCGCCCCUUACCCCAAGGCCAAGUCGCCAGCUAAGUCAAAGGAAGAGACACAGGAAAGCGUUGUUUGAUGAACUCCCAGAGCACUUGCCUAAAGUGAAGAGGCUCUCGAGCAAGGCAGUAACUGAGAAAGGGGCUCCCUCGCUCUGGGUGCCUGUACCCAAAGAUGCAGAGAGGACUCUGAGACUGUACCCAUUCAGUUCACUACAGGAGAUAAAAUGCCCCCGACGAAAUCAGCCGGUAGUGGUUCUCAACCAUCCCGAUGCCGACAUUCCUGAAGUGGCCAGUAUCAUGAGGUCUGCUAACAAGUACAAAGGUGCUGUUUCCAAGGUGGCACUGUCUCAAAAAACGGUUCAAGCUCUCUCUGAACUCGGCCCAACUGGACUUCUGGGGAAAAGCUCCAAGGUGAAAUGUCCCUCAUCACAAAGCUGUGGGUCGAGACUUCGGCCUUCAGAAAGCAGAGUCCGAGAGCGAUUUCUGUUAAAACUGAAGUUUAAAAAGACUAGCAGGAAAAAGUACGAGGUGGUGAAGUCCUUAUCUAGAUGUGCAGAGAGGUCAUCAAUGUUUGCCUGUUGGUUUUGUGGUCGACUCUUCAACAACCAAGAGGAGUGGAUAGGCCACGGCCAACGGCAUCUCAUGGAGGCAACCAGAGACUGGAAUAAGCCAUUUUAAAGCUGUCACACAGCCCCUGGAUGGUCCAAAAUACCAUCCUAUAGAGUGGCACAAAUGGAGAGGUUAAAGUUGUAUAUUUUUCAAAUGACUCAUCAGUAUACUUUAUUCUUACAGCAGUUUCUAUUCCCAUAAAUGCCCUAAUAGCUAUGUUUGAGUCACCGUUUUUGAGGCUGUUGAUGUGUGGUACAACCUGAAACCUUUUGGUAUGUAUAGAUAUUCUAAUACGAUUAUGUAAAUAUGACAAACUUGUUUGUACAGAUGGAAUUGAACUGUGAAAACUUGGCACACUGUAAUGGAGUAUAUUUGAGGGAGCAAUGUUGCAAGAUUUUUUUUAUUAUUCAGAAAUGUACCAAAUUCCUCAGGUGAUUUCAUAUUCUCUGAUUCAACUCCUCUGCUUUGUAACAUACAGUUGAAGUUGGAAGUUUAAAUACACUUAGGUUGGAGUCAUUAACUUGUUGUCAUUAACUUGUUUUCAACCACUCCCCACAUUUCUUGUAAACAAACUAUAGUUUUGGCAAGUUGGU